AUGGCGAGCUUCUUUCGGAACCCGCUCGGGCGGCAGCCGGACCGGCUCCAUCUCGUGCUCGGUUACCACGGCUACGUCCACGGCGAGACCCCGGACGCGCCGCCGAAGCCCGAGGUCGCGGACCUCGCGAUCGACUGGGAGCCCGGGGAGGAGACGACGGCGUCGCUCUCAGAUCGAAUGCGACGCGGACAGGACGAGACGCGCGAGCGCUUCGACGUCGUCGGCCAGCGCGUCGCGCUGACCCUCGCCGUCGACGAAUCCCUCGCCGCCGCGGGCGCCGACGCGCCGUCUUCCGACGCCGCGACGACGACGACGACGACGACGCCGGCGGGGUCCGACGGAGGCGCGGGCGGGAUGACGUCGCAUCAGAGGACGAGCAGCGGCACGCUGUUCGGAGGGGUGUUCGGAGGGAUGAGCUCGAGCGCGAACCUCGCGUCGUUCCUGUUGGGCGGCGGCGGGAGCGGGAGCGGGAGCUGGAGCGCGAGCGCGAACGCCAGCGGCGAGGGGUUGGACGAGUCUGACGCGAAGGCGGCGUCGCCCGCGCCCGCGUCCGGAGUCUCGCCCUCGGAGCGGCCGCGAGGCCCCGUUUUCGUUUCCCUACUCGUGGAGGACGUCGCGCCGCGGCUCAACGCGUUGACGGUCGACUUCGAGAACAACAGCGGCGCGACGUCGCCGCCGUCGCAGCUCGCGGACGCGAUGAAGACGCUGCCGCUGGCCGAGAUCCGCGAGCUCGCGCUCAGGGGGGAGGGCGUCCUCCACCGGCUUCUGGCGGAUCACAGAGCGAGCUGGGCGGGCGUCGCGCGUCUGGACUUGUCGUUCGCCGGGCUGUCGACGGCGCCGGAGGAAAUUUUCAACCUGACGCGACUCACCGAGCUCGUCUUGGAUAACAACAAGCUGACGGCGCUGCCGAGCCUGACGAGACUCGCGAAGCUGCGCGUGCUCAGCGCGAACAAUAACGCGAUCGCGUCCGUGCGCGCGGACGUGCACGAGCUCAAAGACUUGAGGGUCAUCUCCCUGGAAGGGAACAGACUCACGAAGCCGGUGAUUGACUUUCGGGCGCUCGCGAAGGUGCACACGCUUCGGCUGUUCGAGAACCCAAACUUGGAGUACCUCCCGGAAAUGCACCACGCGCUCAAGCUGCGAAACCUGUCGCUGUUUAACGUGCGGAUAUCCGCGGACGAGGGGUUGAACGCCGUGGACGUCGCGAUCGACGAGGGCGAAAACGUCGGCGUCAUCUCCUCCACGUUCGGCGGCGGCGUCGCUCGAACGGGGAGCAAAGCGUACGCAGCGUUCUUCGCGCUCAUCUUCCGUCACUCGUCGUGCCAGCACCCGCUGAUCGCGACCGCGAUCGCGGAGAUCGCGUCGAAGGACAAAGCGAACUGCGCCGUGAUCGCGGCCACGGAAGGCGGCGUGCAUCAGCUCCUGAGCAUGGUCGCGGCGUCCGACGUCGGCGUCGUGACGCAGGCGACGCGCGCGCUCGGCGAGCUGUGCCGCGACCCGAAGCUCGCGAGGAAGCUCGUCGACGCCAAGGCGCUGCAGCGCGCGACGGGGAUGAUCUCCGACGCGAGCACGACCGCGGUGCAGAUCUGCGGCCUGCGGAUGUUAUCCAACCUCGCGUUCGCGUCCGAGCCGAUAUCGCGCGAGCUCUUCAGCGAGACGCUGCUCGAUCGGCUCAUGCGUCUCGUCCGCGACGGGCGCGACGACGACGUCCGCGCGCGCGGUCUGGAGGCGAUGGGUAACCUGGCGUUCGAGCGGUCGAACCGGAGGGCGAUCGCGAGGUACGCGCGCGCGCUGUUGUCGUCGUACGCGCUCGGAGAGGACGAGCGGUCGAACGACGCGGGGGGGGCGGGUUCGGACGCGGGCGCGGGUUUGGAUUUACGCGCGAACGGGAGGAAACCGCCGGCGUGGGGUCAGAAGGCGACGCCGCCGUCGACCGCGGGCGCGCAGCACCCGGAGGUGAAGCGGAUGGCGACGCGCGCGCUCGCCAUCUUGGGCGAGAACGAGCUCGUUCGAAGGGCAACGGGCGCGCGCGCGGUCGUCGGACGCGGCGUCAGGAUACUGUGCAUGGACGGCGGCGGCAUCAAAGGCUUCGCGACGAUUUCCAUGUUGCGACGCCUCGAGGAGGGCACGGGGAAGAGAGUGCACGAGCUGUUCGAUCUGAUUUGCGGCACGAGCACGGGGGGCAUCCUCGCCGUCGGCGUCGGCGUGCACAAGCACUCGCUCGAGCGGUGCAGGGAGCUGUACCGCGAUUUGGGGACGCGCAUCUUCAGCGCGCGCGACGACGCGAGCGAGCCGCAGAGCUCGUGGAGGGACCGGCUGGAUAAUUUAUACGCCGGCGGGCAGCAGGCGUGGCGGCUCGGCGUGCACGGGAGCAAACACGACGCGACGCUGUUCGAGACGCUCGUGAAAGAAGAGUGCAAGAUGCCGACGCCCGGCGACGCGACAGGGAGAGGGGAGAAGCGGCACUACACGUGGGUGGACACCGGGGUGAUGCACCCGGGACCGAAGGUGUUCGUCGUCUCGACGCUCGUGUCCGUGUCCCCGGCUGAGCCGUUUUUGUUUCGCAACUACCAGUACCCGCAGGGGAUCGACGACGACGCGGACGACGGCGUCGACGCGGACGGCGGCGCGCAUUCGAAGAGGGUGAACAUCCUGGGCAGCUGCAAGAACACGCUGUGGGAGGGCGUGCGCGCGUCGUCCGCGGCGCCGUACUACCUCGCGGACUUUUCCCUCGGCGACGAAAAGUGGCAAGACGGCGCGGUGACGUGCAACAAUCCGAGCGUGUUGGGCAUCAUGGAAGCCAGGAGGCUGUGGCCGGAUAAACCCAUCGACGUCCUCGUGAGCAUAAGCAGUGGGAACGUCGCGCCGAAGACGCGCGACGCGUCGUCGCUGUCGCUCAUGACGCUCAGAAACGUGCUCAUGGAGAGCAGCUGCGACGUCGAUCGCGUCGACGACUCGCUGCGCACGCUCCUGCCGCUCGUCCCCGGGGCGAAGUACUUUCGGUUCAACCCGAUCGACGACCGGUGCGGGAUGGAGUUGGACGAGACCGACCCGGUGAAGUGGCAAGGUCUCUCGGACGCGACGGACGCGUACAUCGCGCGCGAGGACGCGAUGUUCCGCGACGCGUGCGACGCGUUGGGAGGCCGCGGCGGUGAUGGCGACGGUAAUAGCGGCGGGGGCGGCGGUAAUCGCGCGAACGUCGUCGCGCACGCAGAGAUCGGCACGCGACGCGGGUUGCUCCUCGUGGAAGCGCCGAGGGUGCCGGAGGAGAUCUGCGCGAGCAGCGGCUCCGUCGCCGCGUUUUGCAACACGCGGUCGAUCCCGUUCGAGCGCCUGGACACGACGAAGACGAAGGACGUCGCGGCGAUCGGGGGGGACGCGUCCGGGGCGCGCGCGCUUCGCGCCGCCGCGCGAAAGUUCAGCGAUCAGAUGGGCGUGAUUCACUUCAACACCCUGUGCGACGCGACCGGGAUCGUCUUGCGGUGGAGGACGGACGUCACCGCGAUCGCGGAGCCGUCCGUCGUCGCGUCCGCGUUCGUGGCGUCCGCCAACCGAGCGUUGAACGGGGACGACUCGGACGACGUCCCCCGGACGCCUCCUCCUCGCGCGACGCCGACGAAGCGACGCUCGAAGCGGCGAUACGAGACCCUCCACGACGUCUGCGCCGGAAAGUCGCGCGUCGAGGUCGACGGCGUCCUGCACACGGUGCUGGGGAAGCACCUCCAUCACAACCGCGGCGGCGGCGACGGCGACGAGGGAGGAGACGUCGGCGCGUACAUCUUCCGCCGGUCGUUGCCGGCGGAGUACGUCGACGCCGCCGUCGCGGAGGACGUCGCCGCGUUGUGGCGGGAAAAGAUCGUGGUGUCUUCCUCCGCGCUCCCGGACGACAUCGUGCGCGCGUUGCUCGACGCGGACGCGAAGGUGGUCGUGUCCCCGAGCUUCGAGGAGACGUGCGGCGGCGGCGUCUGCGGCGGCGGCGUCUGCGGCGGGAGUUCGAUUUCGAACGCCGGGGAGAGAGACGAGGGGGGGCUCGAGGAUUUUUUCAACGCGUUUUAUCACGCGUUGUACGUCGUCGGCGCGGACGCGGUCGCCGCGUUGGGGGCCGCGGUGCUCGUGCGACCGGGGUGCGGUAGGUUUCGGUGUCACAUGAAGAUACGCGGGGUCGUCACGACGUUGAAAGCGGGCGACGACGAUUUAUUGCCGAGCGAGAGCGACGACGACGAGGAAUAUGCGAGUUGAAAAGUGUGAAGUUAGCUUCCUUAUUACAAUUUCAGCGUGUGUGCUUG
Micromonas pusilla CCMP1545 is the source of this 4286-nucleotide messenger RNA. RefSeq lists its product as uncharacterized. Gene Ontology annotation, cellular component: membrane. The record is from RefSeq and is a predicted model, not a curated record. Gene Ontology annotation, molecular function: glycerophospholipase activity; protein binding. Bases 1 to 4239 code for a protein of 1412 amino acids. The transcript has a single exon. Gene Ontology annotation, biological process: fatty acid metabolic process. NCBI's taxonomy places the organism in Eukaryota, Viridiplantae, Chlorophyta, Mamiellophyceae, Mamiellales, Mamiellaceae.